UUAGUAUGCAUACGAUUAUCAGUAUGCUGCCAGAGCAACGACACUCCAAUUCACCCCCGCGUCUGUCAUUCAUUAUCGUCUUUACGUAAAAGCAAUUCCAUCUGCAGUCAUACUGGGAAUUUGGAUCAAUAUUAACCACCACGAGCAACAGCUAUAUAACCAAAAAUUGUCAUGUGGACGAAGACGGUGUUCUCAAUCUGAAAGGGAAAUAGAACUGGUACUAGUACUGUAACAAUGGCUAAUUGCAGCAGGCUAUCGCUCUUCAUCAAGCGWCUUUUUCUGUACAUAAUAUACACAUUUCUAGGGACGGCAACGUUCUUUUUCAUAGAAAAGGAGAACUCCGAUAGAAUUCGGAAAGAGAAAGAGAUCCUUCGAUCAAAUCUUUCAAACAAAUUGAAGCAGCAAUUUAACAUUUCGCAAAAAGAAUUUCAAAGUUUGAUGAGCGAGUUUAAAGCAGCUAUUCAGKAUGAUUCAGAGYUGGAAUGGACAGUGAUGAAUUCUCAUUAYUUUGUGAUGCAGCUACUGACUACUAUUGGCUAUGGUAAUAUUACUCCAAAGACUGCAACUGGACGUGUAUGGUGUAUUCCUUAUGCUUUAAUAGGAAUCCCAUUAACAGCUUUGUUUCUCCAAACUGUUGGUACAACAUUCUCUUCACUAGAAAAAAGGUUUAUCGUUGCUUUUGAAUGUAAAGUUCUCAAGCGAUCUCCCCCAAUAAAAAGCUUGUCACGUAAAUCUUUGGCAUUGACGAYUSUCUCUGUUGUUUUGAUCUUGGUUUAUGGCGCUCUCCUCUACACUUUUUACGAGGAAAAAGGCCCACUGACUGAUGGCUUUUAUGCGUGGACAAUAACAUUAACAACUGUUGGGUUUGGUGACAAAUUGGCUGCAAGUCCCAAGCCAGAUAAAUUUCCUCAUCYAAUGGAGAUAUUCCAGCUKAUGAUGGCGUUCCUGGGAUUGUGUGUUGUGACUGUGGGCAUCAAUAAUGCUUCGGAUUGCAUCMGAGAGRCAGCAAUYAAAAUGGACAACUUUGAGCGAGAUUUUUGUUGUCUUUGUUGUAAAAAUUCAAAAGUAAGAACGAAUGAUUGUGUUCAUGACACUCAAGAAACAAUAGACGAAGAGCUGUGAGUUUAUGUUAUAUUGUUUCAUUGUUUUCUGCAAAUAACAAAUACAGACAUGUAAAUAAUAUUAAAAGUGAAAGCUAAGUGUC
Exaiptasia diaphana is the source of this 1204-nucleotide messenger RNA. Its product is annotated as two pore potassium channel protein sup-9-like. Gene Ontology annotation, biological process: potassium ion transmembrane transport; stabilization of membrane potential. Bases 235 to 1122 code for a protein of 295 amino acids. The transcript is spliced from 2 exons. Gene Ontology annotation, cellular component: membrane. Lineage: Eukaryota; Metazoa; Cnidaria; Anthozoa; Actiniaria; Aiptasiidae. Gene Ontology annotation, molecular function: potassium ion leak channel activity. The record is from RefSeq and is a predicted model, not a curated record.